AUGGCUGAGGAUAAAAGCAAGAGAGAUUCCAUUGGAUUAAAUGCAAAGGAAGGCCAGACCAACAACGGGUUUGUACAAAAUGAAGACAUCCUGGAGACUGACCUGGACCCAAGUAGCCCAGCGGCCGGGCCACAGCACAACACCGUGGACAUCCUCGGCCCCGGGGAGCCCGACGUGAAGGAUGUCCGGCCCUACGCUGGGAUGCCCAAAGAGGUGCUAUUUCAGUUCUCGGGCCAGGCCCGCUACCGGAUACCACGGGAGGUGCUCUUCUGGCUCACCGUGGCUUCUGUGCUCUUGCUCAUUGCGGCCACCAUAGCCAUCAUUGCCAUCUCUCCCAAGUGCCUGGACUGGUGGCAGGCGGGACCCAUGUACCAGAUCUACCCAAGGUCUUUCAGGGACAGCAACAAGGAUGGGGAUGGAGAUCUGAAAGGUAUUCAAGAUAAAUUGGAUUACAUCACAACUUUAAAUAUAAAAACUGUUUGGAUUACUUCAUUUUAUAAAUCAUCCCUUAAAGAUUUCCGACAUGCUGUUGAAGAUUUCCGAGAAAUUGAUCCCAUUUUUGGAACAAUGAAAGAUUUUGAGAAUCUGGUUGCAGCCAUACAUGAUAAAGGUUUAAAAUUAAUCAUCGAUUUCAUACCAAACCACACCAGUGAUAAACAUGCUUGGUUUCAAUGGAGUCGGAACCGGACAGGAAAAUAUACUGAUUAUUAUAUCUGGCAUGACUGUAACUAUGAAAAUGGCACAACCAUACCACCCAACAACUGGUUAAGUGUAUACGGAAACUCCAGUUGGCACUUUGAUGAGGUACGAAAACAAUGCUAUUUUCAUCAGUUUAUGAAAGAGCAACCUGAUUUAAAUUUCCGUAAUCCUGAUGUUCAAGAAGAAAUAAAAGAAAUUAUACAGUUUUGGCUCUCAAAGGGUGUUGAUGGCUUUAGUUUCGAUGCUCUUCAAUUUCUUCUAGAAGCAAAGCAUCUGAGAGAUGAGGCCCAAGUGAAUAAGACCCAAAUCCCGGACACGGUCACUCACUACUCGCAGCUGCACCAUGACUUCACCACCACACAGGUGGGAAUGCACGACAUUGUCCGCAGCUUCCGGCAGACCAUGAAUCAGUACAGCAGGGAGCCAGGGCGAUACAGGUUCAUGGGGACUGAAGCCCAUGGAGAGAGCAUCACCGAGGCCAUGGUGUACUAUGGGUUGCCUUUUAUCCAAGAAGCAGAUUUUCCCUUCAACAGUUACCUCAGUAAACUAGACAAGCCUUCUGGCAACAGUGUGUCUGAGGUUAUCACAUCCUGGCUAGAAAACAUGCCAGAAGGAAAAUGGCCUAAUUGGAUGACUGGUGGACCAGACAAUGUCCGGCUGACUUCUCGUCUGGGAGAGAAAUAUGUCAACGUCAUGAACAUGCUUGUUUUCACACUGCCUGGAACUCCCAUAACUUACUAUGGGGAAGAAAUUGGAAUGAGAAACAUUUUAGCUGCAAAUCUCAACGAAACCUAUGAUACUGGUACUCUUUUCUCAAAGUCACCAAUGCAGUGGGACAAUAGCUCAAAUGCUGGUUUUUCUGAAGGCAAUCAUACCUGGUUACCCACCAGUUCAGAUUACCAUACUGUGAAUGUUGAUGUCCAAAAGACUCAGCCCAGAUCAGCACUGAAGUUAUAUCAAGAAUUGAGCCUGCUUCAUGCCAAUGAGCUGCUCCUCAGCAGGGGGUGGUUUUGCUACUUGAGGAAUGACAACCAUUCUAUCAUGUACACAAGAGAGCUGGAUGGGAUAAACAAAGUCUUCCUCAUGGUUCUGAAUUUUGGAGAAUCAUCACUGCUAAAUCUAAAGGAAAUGAUUUCAAAUAUUCCCACAAGAGUGAGGAUAAGGUUAAGUACCAAUUCUGCCUACAGUGGCCGUGAAGUUGACACGCAUGCUGUCACACUGGCCAGUGGAGAAGGACUCAUCCUUGAAUACAACACUGGGAAUCUCCUUCAUCGUCAAACAGCUUUCAAAGAUAGAUGUUUUGUUUCCAACCGGGCAUGCUAUUCCAGGGUAUUAAACAUACUGUACAGCUUGUGUUAG
Budorcas taxicolor (takin) is the source of this 2058-nucleotide messenger RNA. RefSeq names its product solute carrier family 3 member 1 (gene SLC3A1). Bases 1 to 2058 code for a protein of 685 amino acids. The record is from RefSeq and is a predicted model, not a curated record. Lineage: Eukaryota; Metazoa; Chordata; Mammalia; Artiodactyla; Bovidae. The transcript is spliced from 10 exons. Gene Ontology annotation, biological process: amino acid transport; carbohydrate metabolic process.